AUGAUUGAACUAUUACGAAAGAUUUUUGGCGGAAAGGGGCAAAAGGAGGAGACGCGGAAGAACUCGAUCACUGGGAGGAAUCAAACUUUUCCUGUUCCCUAUCUUUCUCGUCUUGAUGGCCUUCAGCUUUUGCCUGGUCAAUCACUCAUCAUUCGAGGGAUUGUUUGUGCAAGCGAGUUGAAUCCCGGUCAUGAACAAGUUCUCAUCAAUCUUACUGGUGGACCAAAAGUCGAAAAAGAAGGCGAAGACGAUGAACUGGAUGACAGACUUCUCUCGUUGCGAGCCGAUUUGCGAAAACGUCGUAUUCACAUCAAUGCAUGUGUUCAGGGACAAUGGGGAAAAGAGGGUAUCGUGAAAAAAGGCUGGAAAACGGGUGAGGAAUUCCAUAUUCGAGUGCGGUGUCACGAUCAAGAAUUCGGGAUCUAUUUGGAUCACAAACUUGUGGCCAAAUUCGCGCAUUAUGUGCCGAUUUCUCAUAUCACGCAUCUCUAUAUAAACGGCGAUGUGGCCUUGUAUGGAGUCUCGUGGGAAGGCAAAUAUUAUCAAGUGCCUUAUACAGCCGAUAUUCCCGGAAAUUUCUACCCACAAAGAAAGCUAUUUUUCUCCGGUUUUUUGAAGAAAAAAGCCAAACAAAUCACGGUGGAUCUUUUUGCUGACAAGGACAUCGCUCUUCGAAUUCAAUCACGUAUCGGAGAAAGAAAAGUCAUCCGAAACACACGAACCGACUCAAAUUGGGGCCAAGACGAGGCGGAUAUCUUGUGCAGUUUUCCUCUAAAAAGAGGAAAAGAAUUCGAUAUGAUCAUCUUUUGUGGGGACACCGAAUUUCAGAUCUACGUGAAUGAUGUAUUUGUUUGCAAUUACGCCCAUCGAUUACCAUCACCAUCAAUCAAUCGAGUCAACAUUGAAGGCGAUCUUGAAGUGCACGGUGUUCAUCUUAAA
Mesorhabditis belari is the source of this 939-nucleotide messenger RNA. Lineage: Eukaryota; Metazoa; Nematoda; Chromadorea; Rhabditida; Rhabditidae. The record is from the annotation of a GenBank genome assembly.